CUCCCCUCCCCUCCCCUCUGACCACCCUGGACCCCAGGGAGUCUCUCACCCUCUGGAACCCGCAGCCCAUUGCAUGCCACAAUAAAAGGUGCCAGCGCCUUGGCAGCGGGACCCGGGAUGCCACCAACCAGAGCAGCCGCUGCCAUGGGAACCGUGGUCCUGGCCCUCGCCCUCCUGGGCACUGCAGCCGCCACGGCCGACAACUGUCCAGAAGUGAAGGUGCUGGGGCUGGAGGCCGACAAGCUCACCAUCCUCCGGGGCUGCCCAGGGCUGCCCGGGGCCACGGGGCCCAAGGGAGAGGCAGGCGCCGAGGGCAGGAAAGGAGAACCAGGCCCAGCAGGAGUCCCUGGGAAGGCGGGACCCCCCGGGCCCAAAGGAGACCAAGGGGAGAAGGGCGCUCGUGGAGAGAAAGGUGAGGGCCUCCCGCCCUCCCCAGGGGUGGCUUCCGGGACCCUGAACACAAGGGGGUUCCCAGGGUGUGGAGCAGGGGCUGGGUGGAGAGCAGGCCCUUCCCUCUACGGGGAGGGCGGGAUGGGGACCACGCUCCUCUCCGAGCCUGUGCAGCCCAUCCCUCCCGUCCCGGCCUCGGACCCCUGAGCAGGGCCGGCCCUGUCCUCCCGGGUCUCUGCCUGGGGCUCGAGGAAGCUGGGCAACAAUUAAAACACAACGUCGGCCAGAGGCUGUGAGCCAAGCUGUGGGCACAGACGAUGAGCAGACGUGGAACAUGUGCCCUGAACUACCCAUGACACGCGUGUGACCCUCACACAUGUACACGCUCCACGUGCGGGUGCAGAGUCGAUGACACAGAAACCUUCUCCAC
Myotis brandtii (Brandt's bat) is the source of this 820-nucleotide messenger RNA. Its product is annotated as ficolin-2. Lineage: Eukaryota; Metazoa; Chordata; Mammalia; Chiroptera; Vespertilionidae. Bases 118 to 597 code for a protein of 159 amino acids. The transcript is spliced from 5 exons. The record is from RefSeq and is a predicted model, not a curated record.